AUGAUCGGCGAUGGCGUCGGUAUCAUAAAUGCAAUCAGUGGAUUCACGGAUGCGAAGAACCUGGAAGAACCGGCGUGCACUACACUCAAAGUCUCCUCUCGAGAUUUACGGAUGCGAAGAAAGGCGCUACGAAAGUAUUAUGUUGCCAAUAAUCACUCACUUCCGGAAAAAGUUUUUCUAUAUCGCGACGGUGUCGGCGACGGACAAAUACAUUACGUGAAAGAUCAAGAGGUGACUCUCGUACAGAAAGCUUGUGAAGAAGUAGUGUUGAAGGAAAAUGCAAAGCAACCAAUUAAAUUGGCAUUUAUUAUAGUAACAAAAAAAGUGAAUAUGAGAAUAUUCAAAGGCGCGCCUGAUUCCAAGUUGUCCAAUCCGGACCCAGGGACUGUUGUCGAUACUGUCGUCACGCGUCCCGAGAGAUAUGACUUCUACCUAGUGCCUCAAUUUGUAAACCAGGGGACUGUCACACCUGUCUGUUACAAUCUGGCGUUCAAACUAUGCCACUUGUACUAUAAUUGGCAGGGAACAGUGCGCGUACCCGCACCUUGCCAAUAUGCUCACAAGCUGGCAUUCAUGGUAGCGCAGUCGAUUCACAGGGAGGUUAAUGAGGAGCUGCGUAGCAAAUUGUUCUUCUUAUAG
Molecule: messenger RNA, 639 nt
Organism: Haemonchus placei
Lineage: Eukaryota; Metazoa; Nematoda; Chromadorea; Rhabditida; Trichostrongylidae
Source: the annotation of a GenBank genome assembly